Molecule: messenger RNA, 1485 nt
Organism: Lachancea lanzarotensis
Lineage: Eukaryota; Fungi; Ascomycota; Saccharomycetes; Saccharomycetales; Saccharomycetaceae
Gene: FUM1
Product: LALA0S08e00914g1_1
Exons: 1
Coding region: 1-1485 (494 amino acids)
Biological process (GO): fumarate metabolic process; tricarboxylic acid cycle; malate metabolic process
Cellular component (GO): tricarboxylic acid cycle heteromeric enzyme complex; mitochondrion
Molecular function (GO): fumarate hydratase activity
Source: RefSeq, a predicted model, not a curated record
AUGUUCAAAGUAACGUCCAAAGGUGCAAGCAAGACACUUUCUCAGGGCAAGGCCUCUGCCAGACUCUUGUCUGCCUCUGCCGUGACACGCACCAACAACUUCCGUGUGGAAACCGAUGCAUUCGGUGAGAUUCGUGUUCCCAGCGACAAAUACUGGGGUGCCCAAACGCAACGUUCUCUGGAGAACUUCAAAAUUGGUGGUGUACGUGAACGCAUGCCCGAGCCUGUGGUUAGAGCCUUUGGUAUCCUUAAGAAGUCUGCGGCUAUCGUCAACGAAUCUAUUGGCACGCUCGACCCUCAAGUCUCGAAGGUUAUUCAACAGGCUGCGGAUGAGGUUAUCAGUGGAAAGCUUGUUGACCAUUUCCCAUUGGUGGUAUUCCAGACCGGAUCAGGUACCCAGAGUAACAUGAACGCUAACGAAGUCAUUUCCAACAGGGCCAUUGAGAUUGUGGGUGGCGAGAAAGGUCCUAAAUCUAUCCAUCCAAACAACCACUGUAACCAAGCUCAGUCCUCAAAUGACACUUUCCCCUCUGUUAUGCACAUCGCCGCUGUCACCGAGAUCACCGGCCAUCUUCUACCUGAAUUGACAGCCUUGAGAGAUUCUUUUGCCCGCAAGUCUGAAGAAUUCGAUAGCAUUGUCAAGAUUGGUAGAACUCAUUUGCAAGAUGCUACCCCUUUAACCCUGGGACAAGAGUUUAGCGGAUACACUCAACAGUUGACCAACGGUAUUACCCGUGUCGAACAGUCUCUACACCAUUUGAAAUACUUAGCCCAAGGUGGUACCGCUGUGGGUACCGGCUUGAAUACCAAGAUUGGUUUCGCUGAAAAGGUCGCCGAACAGGUCAGCAAGGAGACCGGUAUUGACUUCAAGACAGCUCCUAACAAGUUCGAAGCCCUAGCUGCACACGAUGCCGUCGUCGAAUGCUCAGGUGCUUUGAACACUCUAGCCUGCUCCUUAUUCAAGAUUGCCAACGAUAUUCGUUAUCUAGGAUCUGGUCCUCGUUGUGGUUACGGCGAGUUGUCGCUACCUGAAAACGAACCUGGCUCUUCGAUCAUGCCUGGUAAGGUAAACCCUACCCAAAAUGAGGCCUUGACUCAGGUUUGUGUUCAGGUUAUGGGUAACAACACUGCCAUCACUUUUGCAGGUGCCUCGGGUCAAUUCGAACUCAACGUCUUUAAACCGGUCAUGAUUUCCAACCUUUUGAGCUCUAUCAGACUACUAGGUGACGGCUGCAACUCUUUCAGAAUUCACUGUGUGGACGGCAUUGUUGCCAACAAAGAAAAGAUUGGCAAGCUACUAAACGAAUCGUUGAUGUUGGUGACCGCUUUGAACCCAAAGAUCGGCUAUGACGCUGCUUCCAAGGUUGCCAAAAACGCUCACAAGAAGGGUAUCACUCUAAAAGAGUCUGCUUUGGAGCUGAAAGUCUUGUCCAGUGCCGAAUUCGACGAAUGGGUCGUUCCUGAGAACAUGAUCGGACCUAAAUAA